CUAAAUAAAAUACCCUAAAAUGGAUGCUGGUAUCCCAAAGAAGUUGGCUCCUACAAUCGGUAUUGCUGUUGACCAUUGUCGCAAGAACCGAUCUUUGGAGGGUCUUCAAACCAAUGUCCAGAGGCUGAAAACCUACAAGACUAAGUUGGUCAUCUUCCUGCGUCAUGCUCGCAAGGUUAAGGCUGGUGACUCUACACCAGAAGAGUUGGCUAAUGCUACCCAAGUUCAAGGAGACUACUUGCCUAUUGUACGUGAGAAGCCAACCAUGGAGCUCGUCAAGCUGACUUCAGAAAUGAAGUCCUUCAAGGCGUACGACAAGAUACGUCUUGAGCGCACGAACAAGAGACAUGCUGGUGCUAGAGCCAAGAGACCCUCCGAGGCUGAGGAAGAAGAGAAGAAGUGAGGUCCUUCUUCUUAGGUAGAAGAAACUUUUAUCUUAUCAACUUUUGGAACUGAAUUUUUGUGUAUCACACAUCUCCACUUACUAUAGUUUGCUAUUAUUUCGUAUGCUCCUUUUUCUUCCAAAGUCUCUACAAAUUUAAGCUUCAUGGGUAAUAAACAAUUCUAGGUCAC
Arabidopsis arenosa is the source of this 573-nucleotide messenger RNA. The record is from the annotation of a GenBank genome assembly. Lineage: Eukaryota; Viridiplantae; Streptophyta; Magnoliopsida; Brassicales; Brassicaceae.